This is a messenger RNA of Colletotrichum destructivum, 1841 nucleotides long. RefSeq names its product Putative Get1 family, helix hairpin bin domain superfamily protein. The coding region runs from base 1 to 837 and encodes 278 amino acids. NCBI's taxonomy places the organism in Eukaryota, Fungi, Ascomycota, Sordariomycetes, Glomerellales, Glomerellaceae. The record is from RefSeq and is a predicted model, not a curated record. Gene Ontology annotation, molecular function: protein-membrane adaptor activity. Gene Ontology annotation, biological process: tail-anchored membrane protein insertion into ER membrane. Gene Ontology annotation, cellular component: GET complex. The transcript is spliced from 4 exons.
AUGACAUAUCGGGGGAAAACGUGGUCCUACCUCCCUACAGUAUCAGAGGGCUCGCUCAGUCAUCCGCACAACAAACCACCAUUCAGCUUUGUACUGUGUCGCCCCGCGACUUUCAAAUCAUUGCAGCAGCAUGCGCCGAUAGUUACCGCUUGCGAGUCUGUGAUCUUCCGAAGGGCAACUAUCAUGCCCUCUCUACUCGUCGUCAUCUUCGUGCUGGAGGUGUUCUCCCAUCUGGUCAACACCAUCGGCGCUGCUACCAUCAACAAUCUGCUGUGGACAUUGCUCAACUACCUCCCUAUCUCGACUUCGAAAGCUGCGAAGCAGCACCGGCAACUGCAGAUCGAGUUCCUAAAGACGCGAAAGGAGCUGAAUGCAACCAGCAGCCAAGACGAGUUCGCCAAGUGGGCGAAGCUUCGUCGUACCCACGACAAGCAGCUAGAGCAGCUAGAGAAGAGCAAGCAAACUCAAGAAGCCGCGAGAUCCAAGUUCGACACCUACCUGACCGGCUUUCGAUGGCUCCUCACUAAGGCGCCGCAAUACGGACUACCCUUCUGGUACUCCAAGGAGCCCAUGUUUUGGUUACCCUACGGGUGGUUCCCCUACUACGCCGAGUGGAUUUUAUCGUUCCCCAAGGCCCCAAUUGGCAGCGUCAGUAUUGCGUCGUGGCAGUUGGCGUGCUCGGGCAUGGUCACGCUUGUCGUCGAGAUGGUUGUUUCGGUCGUAGGUUUCGCCCUCGCAGCGAAGCAGAGCAAGGCAUAUCCGGUGAAGGUCCCCGCAGGGGCAGGGAAGGCUGAGACUGUGGCUGGCCUGGGUGAGAAGGGGAAGAAGGAAUUGUGAUAAACUCAAUGAAAAUCGCAAUGCGCUCAAAAAAUGGGCAUCUAACCUUUUUGGGCACUUGCUGGGCCCUCCUGUGUCAUCAGCAAGAACCAUACUUGGUUAUCAGAUUCAAUAGCAGCUAUUGUUUAGCUGUUUUAGGUGCCUGAUAACAAACAUUGAGAUGCAGCGCUAGGACCAAAUCUUGCAAUCCCCAUUCAGGUUCACGUCAAUCUUUCAGGGUAUCUUACAUGUAGUUAAAGCUGGCAGUACCUUCUAUCAAGUUUGUACGAAAAAACCAGCAUAAUUUCAGCGAUGAUAGAAAAAGCCGCUCAGGCGUCCAGAAAGGCCAUGCUCUGUCUGGCGCGUAGAGCAAAAAUAGUACCGUGGCGGCAAAAGGAUCAAGAUACCGGCACCAUAGGUCUGGUAAUCAAUCAAACGGUGCGUAGCUUUUGACAGCCAUCUGGAACAGCUUUCUCAGGGCCGGUGUCUGUGGCAGGUCGCUCGUCAAGCUAAAAGCGCUAGCGUACCGCUCUGGUCUUAACUGCAGCAAAUGUCAACGAAUGUCUAGCAAGCGACCUGCAUUUUAGACAUCGUCAAGGCAAUGGAAUGUAUCUCUUUGUAAAUUGACGCAAAGUUCUUAAUGGCAAACGCUAAGACUUUGUAACACGACGGAGAAUGACCCUUGGCAGGGUACUUUGGGGUUUGCUCUAGGCGUCAUAUUGACUUUGAUUGACCAUAGAUGUCCUUGCGGACCGCCAACAAAGCUUCGAAAGCGCCAUCUUCAUGAUUACUGUUUGCAAUGUUUUGGUCAGUAAAAGACCCGUAUGAGAUCGGCUCUUCUAAGCUCGAGUCCACCGAGUUCGCCGUCAAAUGAAACCCCAAUCAGGCUAACAUCAUGUUUGUGCGAAAUAGCGACGGCAGUUUGUCUUUGUGGCGAAACGCGACGCGGACGAGGAAAACACAGCUUCGAUUUUGAAGGUGUCUUGCGACUGCAAAAGAGCAACGAGCGUAAUGUCUCGUGCCUC